This is a messenger RNA of Trichophyton rubrum CBS 118892, 738 nucleotides long. RefSeq lists its product as uncharacterized. The transcript has 4 exons. Bases 1 to 738 code for a protein of 245 amino acids. Lineage: Eukaryota; Fungi; Ascomycota; Eurotiomycetes; Onygenales; Arthrodermataceae. The record is from RefSeq and is a predicted model, not a curated record.
AUGCGCUGGAACGAGCCGGUCAAUGACUGUUCUGCGAAUGGCCUGCUAGACGAACGCUUGAGACAUCCACACAAACGGUCAUUGGCCGUGACUGAAUCUGGGCUUCCCUUUAUGCCUAUGUUCACGGCUCCGGCACCUUCAUCAUGGCCGGAGAAGCAAAUACGACAGCGAGAGAAUAAUGAAUAUUCACCAAGGCACUCAGGCCGCGGCCGGGCGUCUCUUGAGCCGCAUGUCCACGCAUGUCAAGUUGUCACCUGGCUCGGCCAGCUGGGCGGUCUUGCGGCAAUCAACUUGCGCCGAAAUGCCAUAUCGCAAAGACUGCCGCGUGACAUUGGACCGACGCUCCGUCUUGUUAUCUCGAAUUGCUCGGAGACGGGCGCUGAAAGGCACUCAGGCAUCUUCUCGGCACGCUCAUCUUCAGCCCUACCGGGUCCUUCGAAAGUGUCGAUCCUUCAAGAAACAUGGGACGUCCAACACGACCUGUUAACUCCUCGGAGGCGCCAUUUCGUCUCUCUGAGCGGUUUCCUGGGAGGUUAUCGUCUUUUGCUCCUGAUACUCGGCAGAGAUAGCCGUGGCGGACAACAAACACGGAUUUCGGGGUGGAUCGAGAUGUUGUGUGAUCUUCGUAACGUCCUCGUAUUCAGGGAUGUUCCAUCCUCGGUCAUCUUUGUGCGCUUUUCUUGGACGAUAACUAUGUCCGCGGAGCCGCAUGGCAACCAGGCGUAUUCGGAGUUCUGA